Piliocolobus tephrosceles (Ugandan red Colobus) is the source of this 4070-nucleotide messenger RNA. It is a transcript of the gene LRRC4C, whose product is annotated as leucine rich repeat containing 4C. Gene Ontology annotation, cellular component: glutamatergic synapse; plasma membrane; postsynaptic density membrane. The transcript is spliced from 2 exons. The record is from RefSeq and is a predicted model, not a curated record. Gene Ontology annotation, molecular function: cell-cell adhesion mediator activity. Gene Ontology annotation, biological process: regulation of axonogenesis; modulation of chemical synaptic transmission; synaptic membrane adhesion. The coding region runs from base 1982 to 3904 and encodes 640 amino acids. Lineage: Eukaryota; Metazoa; Chordata; Mammalia; Primates; Cercopithecidae.
AAGAAAGAGGGGCAGAGGAGGGAAGGCGACUGCAGUCCGAAAGGAGCUUUUGGAAGCUAGGACCCUAAGCGUCAGGACGUGGCAUUGGUCGAGAGAAAGCCUAGGCUGGCAAGAGCUGCCGCCGGCGCUGGGAGAGCAUUUAUUUGGGAGAAAAAGAGAGGAGAGAGCAGAGGGAGGGGGGAAGAGAGUUCAAACCGAAGUGGAUGGAAGGGGACUGGGGUUUCUGCCGCGCAGGGAGCCGUGAGCCAGGGCGAUGGCGCUAAGGACGGCGCGGAGCAGCUGCGCUCCCGAAAACGCGUCUCCUCGCAGAGGACUAGCAGGCUUCGGGAAGGUCUGCGCCAACGGGAACCAACUUGUGGCUCCAAAAUGUACCCAACGCAGCUGGAAAUGAGAUCAAAGCUGCAGUUGCAUUUGAGAAGGAUGAGAAGAAGCAGCGAUUAGGAAAUUUUUUUUUUUUCUUACCCGUAUUGUUCCGUUUUCUUUUUUUCUUCUUUUUCUUUUCUUCCUUUCUUUUUUCGUGUUUGUUUUUUUAAUUUGCCUACCACCCCGUCUGUCCCCUCACUUCGCCUUCCCCAUUUGAAAUAAAAGCCCCAGUCUCAACUUACAUCACCGCGGCGCCCCCGGAGCCACUGCCGGCUGAUGGAGGAGAAGGGGACCCGGGGGCUGGCAGGGGCCACCGGCGAGGGACCGCAUCCCGCGUCUCCCCCGUGAUCCCGGCGCCGACCGCGGAGUUCUGCAACACCUGGAGGAUCUGGACCGGGUGCUGGGGGUGGGGGCGGGGACAGAGGAAGGAAAAGGCACCCCAAGCCUUAAAAAGAAAAAAAAAAAAAAAGUAGCGGGGGGAGGAAUGGGUUUCUUCUUGACAGCUGACGGAGCCUUGAAAUUUUCCUCCACUACCUCCGCCCCCGCCCCCGCCCCCGCCCCCCGCACUCCAUUUAACGUGAGAUUAUGAAAUUGCAGAGGCGGUGGAGGGAAGGAGACAGGAUAUAACCGGAGUUUGGAGGGGAGAGGGGAAGGUGGCUGGCCGGGUGGCUGAAAUCAAAAAUUCAAUUGCGCACUGGGUUGUGAUGAGAAAUCUAAUCAGAUCUUUGGCGAAGGGGCCGGCCGGAAGGAUGGCGAGUGGGGGGGAAGUUGCUCCCCAAAUUCUUCGAAGGGGAGGCUGGGGAGAGGAAUUGACGAUGUAAAAGGAGACUUUUUUUUUUUUUUUUUUUUUUUUUUGGUGGUGGUGGCUGUUGGGUGCCUUGCAAAAAUGAAGGAUGCGGGACACAGCUCUCUCCUGGAACCGAACGCAAUGGAUAAACUGACUGUGCAAGAGAGAAGGAAGAACGAAGCUUUUUCUUGUGAGCCCUGGAUCUUAACACAAAUGUGUAUAUGUGCACACAGGGAGCAUUCAAGAAUGAAAUAAACCAGGGUUAGACCCGCGGGGAUUGGUGUGUUCUGACAUAAAUAAAUAAUCUUAAAGCAGCUGUUCCCCUCCCCCCCAAAAAAGGAUGAUUGGAAAUGGAGAACCGAGGAUUCACAAAGAAAAAAGUAUGUUCAUUUUUCUCUAUAAAGGAGAAAGUGAGCCAAGGAGAUAAUUUUGGAAUGAAAAGUUUGGGGCUUUUUUAGCAAAGUAAAGAACUGGUGUGGUGGUGUUUUCUUUUCUUUUUGAAUUUCCCACAAGAGGAGAGGAAAUUAAUAAUACAUCUGCAAAGAAAUUUCAGAGAAGAAAAGUUGACCGCGGCAGAAUGAGGCAUUGAUUGGGGGAGAGAAACCAGCAGAGCACAGUUGGAUUUGUGCCUAUGUUGACUAAAAUUGACGGAUAAUUGCAGUUGGAUUUUUCUUCAUCAACUUCCUUUUUUAAAUUUUUAUUCUUUUUGGUAUCAAGAUCAUGCGUUUUCUCUUGUUCUUAACCACCUGGAUUUCCAUCUGGAUGUUGCUGUGAUCAGUCUGAAAUACAACUGUUUGAAUUCUAGAAGGACCAACACCAGAUAAAUUAUGAAUGUUGAACAAGAUGACCUUACAUCCACAGCAGAUAAUGAUAGGUCCUAGGUUUAACAGGGCCCUAUUUGACCCCCUGCUUGUGGUGCUGCUGGCUCUUCAACUUCUUGUGGUGGCUGGUCUGGUGCGGGCUCAGACCUGCCCUUCUGUGUGCUCCUGCAGCAACCAGUUCAGCAAGGUGAUUUGUGUUCGGAAAAACCUGCGUGAGGUUCCGGAUGGCAUCUCCACCAACACACGGCUGCUGAACCUCCAUGAGAACCAAAUCCAGAUCAUCAAAGUGAACAGUUUCAAGCACUUGAGGCACUUGGAAAUCCUACAGUUGAGUAGGAACCAUAUCAGAACCAUUGAAAUUGGGGCUUUCAAUGGUCUGGCAAACCUCAACACUCUGGAACUCUUUGACAAUCGUCUUACUACCAUCCCGAAUGGAGCUUUUGUAUACUUGUCUAAACUGAAGGAGCUCUGGUUGCGAAACAACCCCAUUGAAAGCAUCCCUUCUUAUGCUUUUAACAGAAUUCCUUCUUUACGCCGACUAGACUUAGGGGAAUUGAAAAGACUUUCAUAUAUCUCAGAAGGUGCCUUUGAAGGUCUGUCCAACUUGAGGUAUUUGAACCUUGCCAUGUGCAACCUUCGGGAAAUCCCUAACCUCACGCCGCUCAUAAAACUAGAUGAGCUGGAUCUUUCUGGGAAUCAUUUAUCUGCCAUCAGGCCUGGCUCUUUCCAGGGUUUGAUGCACCUUCAAAAACUGUGGAUGAUACAGUCCCAGAUUCAAGUGAUUGAACGGAAUGCCUUUGACAACCUUCAGUCACUAGUGGAGAUCAACUUGGCACACAAUAAUCUAACAUUACUGCCUCAUGACCUCUUCACUCCCUUGCAUCAUCUAGAGCGGAUACAUUUACAUCACAACCCUUGGAACUGUAACUGUGACAUACUGUGGCUCAGUUGGUGGAUAAAAGACAUGGCCCCCUCCAACACAGCUUGUUGUGCCCGGUGUAACACUCCUCCCAAUCUAAAGGGGAGGUACAUUGGAGAGCUUGACCAGAAUUACUUCACAUGCUAUGCUCCGGUGAUUGUGGAGCCCCCUGCAGACCUCAAUGUCACUGAAGGCAUGGCAGCUGAGCUGAAAUGUCGGGCUUCCACAUCCCUGACAUCUGUAUCUUGGAUUACUCCAAAUGGAACAGUCAUGACACAUGGGGCGUACAAAGUGCGGAUAGCUGUGCUCAGUGAUGGUACGUUAAAUUUCACAAAUGUAACUGUGCAAGAUACAGGCAUGUACACAUGUAUGGUGAGUAAUUCCGUUGGGAAUACUACUGCUUCAGCCACCCUGAAUGUUACUGCAGCAACCACUACUCCUUUCUCCUACUUUUCAACCGUCACAGUAGAGACUAUGGAACCGUCUCAGGAUGAGGCACGGACCACAGAUAACAAUGUGGGUCCCACUCCAGUGGUCGACUGGGAGACCACCAAUGUGACCACCUCUCUCACGCCACAGAGCACAAGAUCGACAGAGAAAACCUUCACCAUCCCAGUAACUGAUAUAAACAGUGGGAUCCCAGGAAUUGAUGAGGUCAUGAAGACUACCAAAAUCAUCAUUGGGUGUUUUGUAGCCAUCACACUCAUGGCUGCAGUGAUGCUGGUCAUUUUCUACAAGAUGAGGAAGCAGCACCAUCGGCAAAACCAUCACGCCCCAACAAGGACUGUUGAAAUCAUUAAUGUGGAUGAUGAGAUUACGGGAGACACACCCAUGGAAAGCCACCUGCCCAUGCCUGCUAUCGAGCAUGAGCACCUAAAUCACUAUAACUCAUACAAAUCUCCCUUCAACCACACAACAACAGUUAACACAAUAAAUUCAAUACACAGUUCAGUGCAUGAACCGUUAUUGAUCCGAAUGAACUCUAAAGACAAUGUACAAGAGACUCAAAUCUAAAACAUUUACAGAGUUACAAAAAACAAACAAUCAAAAGACAGUUUAUUAAAAAUGACACAAAUGACUGGGCUAAAUCUACUGUUUCAAAAAAGUGUCUUUACAAAAAAACAAAAAAGAAAAGAAAUUUAUUUAUUAAAAAUUCUAUUGUGAUCUAAAGCAGACAAAA